AAUCCCCCAGCCCGUCCAGCCAUGCUCAGAAAGGCCGUCGGCAGCGUGGCCGCCCGUGUAGCGACUGCGGGCGCCUUGAAGCCCGUGGGCGUGAGCAGGGCGAACUCCCACGCGGCUAACGGAGGCGCAAAGGCAUUCAAUCAGCCUCUGUCGCCGGAUUACAUGACGCGGGCCGGCGGGAUCGCCUCCUUCAUGCGGCUUCCGGUGCAGGACGACACGCAAGGCCUAGACGCAUGCCUAGUGGGCGUGCCCUUAGACGUGGGCGCCUCGAACCGCAGCGGCACGCGUAUGGGGCCCCGGCAGAUCCGCACCGAGUCCGUUCUCCUUCGCCCGAACAACCAAGCCACGGGCGCCAUGCCCUUCGACUCGCUCAACGUGGCCGACGUGGGGGACGUGCCUAUGAAUAUUUACAAUUUGCCCGAGGCAUGCAAGCACAUCCGGAGUCACUAUAGCGAGUUAGUGAAGGAUGGCUGUAUUCCCCUGACCAUGGGCGGCGACCACACCAUCACCUACCCCAUCCUACAGGCCAUUAAGGACCGCUACGGCACCGUCUGCCUCCUCCACGUCGACGCCCACAACGACGUCAGUGACUCGAUGCUGGGGGCGAAGAUCACCCACGGCACGCCCUUCAGGAGAGCGGUCGAGGAGGACCUCAUCGACCCGAAGGCUACCGUGCAGAUAGGCCUACGCGGUUCCUCUUACACUGUGGAUGCGCAUGCGUGGCAGAUAAGCAAGGGCUUCCGCAUCGUCCAGGCGCACCAGUGUUGGCACAAGUCCCUGGAGCCUUUGAUGAAAGAGGUGAAAGCCAUGAUGGGCGAUCGACCCGUUUACCUCUCAUUCGACAUCGACGCUAUUGACCCUGGCUUUUGUCCUGGCACUGGCACCCCGGAAAUCGGAGGUCUGACCCCCAUCCAGGCACUGGAGAUCAUCCGCGGGUGCCGUGGCCUAAACCUCGUGGGCUGUGACUUGGUCGAGGUGUCUCCUCCAUAUGAUUUCGAGGGAACCACCGCUCUCACAGGCGCCAAUCUGCUAUUCGAGAUGCUCUGUGUUCUUCCACGUGUAAAAUAUUAUGAUUUUAAAUAAAGCCCAUUGUUAUUAUCAUAAUGAACAUGUUACUAUAAUUGUUUGGAGUAGAUUUUUAUUUUUUGUGGGGAUAUGUACCAUUUGAAUAAAGAUGUAAACACGGA
This is a messenger RNA of Penaeus indicus, 1187 nucleotides long. Its product is annotated as guanidinobutyrase-like. The record is from RefSeq and is a predicted model, not a curated record. Gene Ontology annotation, molecular function: agmatinase activity; metal ion binding. The transcript has 7 exons. Bases 22 to 1083 code for a protein of 353 amino acids. Lineage: Eukaryota; Metazoa; Arthropoda; Malacostraca; Decapoda; Penaeidae.